This is a messenger RNA of Lindgomyces ingoldianus, 3210 nucleotides long. RefSeq lists its product as uncharacterized. Bases 109 to 3000 code for a protein of 963 amino acids. NCBI's taxonomy places the organism in Eukaryota, Fungi, Ascomycota, Dothideomycetes, Pleosporales, Lindgomycetaceae. The record is from RefSeq and is a predicted model, not a curated record. The transcript is spliced from 7 exons.
CUCUCCACGAAAUUUCAACACCAACUUGUUAUUCCGUCGUUAUUAUAUUAUAUAUUUGAUUCCGGCUGACACUCAUUCCCGAUCAAGGCAGUCACGCCAACCGUCGCCAUGGCGCUCAACUGGGAGAAGCUCAACAAGCUGCGGCGUGACUACCCAAAACCAAAAUUCGCUUUGGCUGAAAUCGGCAGACAACUCAAAAAGCGGCAUAAUGACCCCUACCUCCUGUCGUGGAAAGCAGAUAUCUGGCUUCAGAUGGGGAUCGCAGCACCCCAGGUUCUCGAGGAUAUCUUGAUACCGUUGUGUACACGACAGCCACCAACAACGGAUCCCAGCUUACUUAGCUAUAUCUACUUCGUUAUCUUAGAGGCAACAAGGAUUGCGAAUAUUCCUAAUUCGUCAAAUCUGUCUUCUGCGGGUGACGCAGCCCUCAAGGCUUGGCAUAGCGCAGCUAAGUCUCUCCAUAGUCGGAAAGCUAGGCUGGACUUAUGGUCCAAGUUGUUUGUGACGGCUAUGGAAGAGGACUGUUGGGAAGACGUGAGAUGGAGUGUCACCCAAGCUUUACAAGAAAACCCCCAGUAUAAGAAGAGAGCUGCCUUUGCACUUAUUCUUGCCAAUCAACUAGCAUAUGAGAAAAAGUGUGCCUCAUCUGAAGCGAUCUCGCCCGCCGUUGAAAUCCAGAAACGGGUUGCACAUCAAAAGAUGCUGCAGGCAUUCCAAAACACAACGAAAUCUCCGAACGAUCCGGUUCGGAUACAAGACAGUAGGGAUGUGCGAUUUAUGGCACAAAUCUUUGAACGGCAGAAGCUUGGUCUCGAAUUAACCCAGCUUUGGAGUGACGCACCAGAUGCUAUACGAAACAUCAUGGACGCAAAUUUCAUCGAGACCCAGCGCUUAAUGUUUCGAUCUUUGAAGGCAGAAGGGCAAUGGCGGAUACUCUACGCUAGAAUGUUCGGGGCUGUUAAAGCGGCCAUAGAUGGUAACGCCAAAAGCGAGCUCCGAACUCUUGCGAGGAACUGGGAACUCUGGGGCAGCAUGAUUGAAGCCUUGUCCAGACUGUUCCCAGAGGCGAAGGCAAAGGCGAUAGCAAAUGAUGAAUUGCGAUCGAGGAUUGAAGGGAUGGGAUUCAAUGGCCGAGAUGAGGACCUCACGAAAAUGGCUGUUGUUAGCUACGCCGACCGCAGGGAGUUGCUCGCCCUGUGCGAGGAUUUCUGGGUCCACUUCCAUCACACGAACGCAUGUUUCCGUGAUCUUCAUCCUUUUGUUGCACGCCUAAGUCGACAAGAACAAGAGAAAUUCCUGUGGACCAUCACCCCGUCCCCAAAGGGAUACAUAUCAUAUCCAGAGAACGUGUCUACUGCGUCGUUGAGAACUUGGCUCGAUACGGAAAUAAAUGUCGCGCGAUUUGAUUACAUGUUGAACAUCUCACGAGCGAGAAUGGAUGAGACGCAUAAUUCGACGAAUCUUCCAGAGCUUUUCGUGUGCAAUGCAAUCCGGCUUUACAAAAUUGCCGCUCAAGUGCAAGAAGACCCAUCCUUCAGAUUUAGGCCUGGUUGGCUAGCUAUAAUGGCUAUGCUGAAAUUGCAAGAGCUUUAUAAUGCGUAUCCAGAAUUCCGAAGGGAGAAGGGACCAUUGAGCGAAAAGGGGGAUAGAGUACAAGCGCUAGUCCAAGCCGGUUUUCUCGCCCUCCACAUGACUGCUGACGAAGCUGGGAAACAAGAUCGUGGUUUGAUCCUGCUCUCCACUCGACUACACACGGUCCUUGGCCUGGGCACCAUCGCGUUUGACCAGUACCGCCAUGCCCAGAUCAAAGAAAUCCUCAACGAUACUCUGUCAUACUUUCUCCUAUCUCGGAUAUCACAAAGCCAUCCUUUCGACUCCGUUGGAGAGACCCCUGCGUAUCCCGAUGCCGAGCUGGCCAAAGUUAUUUCCACAAUCCAGAGAAUGGAGAACAGAGUGGGAGACUUUAUUUACUCCGAUUUAGAAAACUUCCAGUAUGACCAAACAUUCGAGCUCCUCCAAUUCAAACAGAAACUCCGGUCGAGCGUGACGAAGCACCUCUGCUUGAUUGAACGACGAAGGAUUGCGCGACUAAAGGGUGAAAUUGUAGAUUCGUCGCUUGACUUCGACUUGGGCAAUUUCCGCAAUAUCUCGGACAACCGCGACUUCAGCGUUCUUCAGAAUUACGAGUUUGAAUCGGAGCAACUCAACUGGCAGACAUGGCUCCACAACUACCCAAAUAUCGAAUGGAUCGUCGACUUUCUUCAGACACAGGAGAGAGCAUGCAUGCUGGCAUUCCAAGAGCUUCGGUCCGAGCGUUUUCACGAGCAAUUCCGCGAGGAAGUGACGGAAUGGAAGAAGUCUAAUUUGGUGGACAACUUCGCUCAAGUCGAAAGCUGGUUUUUAGCCGACUGGUCCAAUGUCCUGGCCCUCGGAGACUGCCUCCGCGAUACAAAGCGCAUCACAGAAUCCCCAAAGCAUAUGGCAGAUGUGGAGGCAAGGUUCGACAACAUCCUUCAUUCUUUAAAUUGUGCAGAGCUGCAAUUCCAGCACGAAAUGACAAUCUCCAAAACAGCCCCAUCUAAUAACACCCCUGGAACUCACGUCCUAGAAAACCUAAUGCCAACAGAAGGCUAUCUCCAGUACUUCUUCGGCCAACUCGAACUCCUCCUCGUGUACGCCAAGCUCAUCGACCAGGUCCGCAACUUCCACAAACUCUCCAAAUUUCCCCCCUCUCGAGUGAAAAAGGAGAAGGUUUGGGUCGACAAAGUUGCUACAGCGAUUCAAAACUGCUAUACUGCGGUCCGAAACGCGGCGCAGAGCUAUAUCGAUGCGCUGAGGGAGAGGGGGUUGGAGAGUGUGUUGAAGCAUGCAAAGGCUGGGGUAGUGGGAGAGGCGUUGGUGGGGUUGAUGGGGGAGGAGGAGAUGAGGGGGUUUGCGAGGGAGUACGUGGAGUCGGCGGUGGAUGCACUGGAGGGCGUUUUGAAGGUUAGAAUUAAGUAGAGAGGAAUGCUAGUUUUGGGUGGUUGUAGGUACUGAAGUGGCAAUGGGCGCGGGGGUUAGCGUGGAUUAUUGAGCGAGCGGUUCUUAAGUCCUUAUCCAAGCCCUUAUCCCGUAUGGAUGAAUAGUCGCGCUGGAUACAACUGGGUAGAUAAUACAGUCCAGAGACACACCUCCAGUUCCGUCAUCUCCACACUUCCUCGGUGAUAAUUA